UUUGAUGCGGGUCCGGUGAUACAAAACUUUUUUUUUUUUGUAAAUUAGACUAAUAUUAUUAACACACGGCUCAAGACAAAACAGCAGCUGAAAAGCCAGAAGACAGAACAAUCAAAGCCUAGAAGACAGAACAAUCAAAGCCUAGAAACUACCAAUUCCAAAAGAGCAGAAAAAGAAACUCUUGAGCCAACAACCAGCUUUGCUUCAAUAAACCCAAUAUCAGCCAAUACUUUCCUCACCGUAAACCUGAAACGAGUAUAAUGAGAGAACAAAUACUUUGAACGAACCUCCACCAUUUUCAAAGCAAAAAUGAAAUGACCUUAGAUCCGCUGGUUCCAAACCAAACGGUCAUUCAAUGCCGCCAUCCUCACAGAUUCAGGCACUCCAUUAACUCAACUCUCGUAAAUCUUUCUUCUCCAGCCUUCCAGCACUAGUUUGUGAGACGCUUCAUUAACCAAUCGAGGCACAGCAAGUCGUCGAAAGCACAUCAUACUCGCAAAGAUUAAAGCCCUUUCACAAGCCCUUGCUUUUGCCACAAACGCGUCAGCAACAUCUUCAAAAAGAUAAGUUUCUGUCCCUACGAUUUCACCUAUAAAAUCUCUGGCUAGAACUGCUGUUACAGCGAGCCUCUCUUCUUUUAGAAAAGACGCAUCAAAAUUUAACUUGAUAACUCCAUGGUUUGUGGGUCUCCAGAUCUCCUUAACCAUAGAUCUAGGAGAAAGACAGAGAUUCAUGUGAUUUAGACAAAUAUCUUGCUCAUAUCCCCGAAUAAACCCCAACACCACCUACAGCGAAAAUUUAACCCCUUCAUGAACCAGUUUAUUUCUAUGAAACCAAAGACUCCACAUGGAAAUCGCAAUGAUUCGUUUUUGUUGGUCAUCUGCUGCAGAAGAUGUUCUAACAAAGCGAAGCUUGUGACACAUCGACUCUUCAAUGGAUGGAAUCUUUACUUGCAGCGAAGCCCACACCCACUACAGAAUACCACAAGACCAUAACAGGUGAUCAGAAUCCUCCAGCUCUGCCUUACACAGUGGACAAGAUACUUCCACACACAAAGUCCUACGCGCCAAAUUACCAAAGUGAGGCACCAAAUUAUUCACCAGUCUCCAAAUAUGUAUUUUAAUUUUUCCUGGAAUGUUCAACGACCAUAAGGCUUUGUAAAAAUCUUUGUAAUCCUCAUCAAUAGAGGACAUGUAUAUAGUGUCCUGUAAGUGUUUUGUAUUUAGGACUCGAUACCCACUCUUAACUGUGUAGUCCCCAAAACCUUCAUGUUUUCAAACCAACCUAUCCUCCGGACCACUUCCAGAUAUGGGAAUAGAGAGAAUUCGAUCAGCUGUACUCUCAUCAACUAAGUUAUGAACCAGCUCCCUAUUCCAGGUAAUCAGGGAUCGUUCCAGAUGUUAAUGCGAUCACCCUUCCCAACCCGCCACAAAACCCCUUCUCCAAUUACCUCACGAGCGCUGCAAAUACUUCUCCAGGUAAAUGAGGGACAGCUUAUUCAAUCGUGUGUUCAGCCGCCCCAUGGAGGACGUCCGGUCAACUUACGUCUUCGACCGUGAACUCGGCUAUGGUCAGUUUGGCAUUACCUACUUGGUAACUCAUAAGGAAACCAAACAACAGUUCGCUUGUAAAUCCAUCUCCAGUCGUAAGCUUAUCAACCAUAAUGAUAUCGAAGAUGUCUGCUGUGAAGUUCAGAUAAUGUAUCAUCUCACUGGCCACAGGGAUAUUGUUGAGCUAAAAGCUGUUUAUGAGGAUCGACACUCAGUGAAUUUGAUUAUAGAACUAUGUGUCAGAGGGGAGUUGUUUGCUCGGAUUAUAACCAAAGGUAAUUAUUCAGAAAAGGAAGCGGCUAAUUUGUGUAGGCAAAUCGUGAAGGUGGUCAUAAUUGUCAUUCAAUGGGGGGUUAAUGCACAGGGACUUGAAGCCUAAAAAUUUCUUGUUCUUGAACCCUAAAAGAACAUAAAACGAAAAAAUUAAAUUGUUAAAAACGAAAAAAUAUGGGGACUAAGUUUAUAAUUUAACUUAAAAUUUUUCUUUGAAAUAAUAAUGUAACGUGCCACAUCAACUUACCGUUACACCAUUAACGACAAUUAAUGGCUCAGUGGCUAAAAUAUUACAGCACGUUGAUGUAAGUGACUAAAACAUAAGAUUUCAAAUAUAAAUGACUAAAAUGUAAUUUAAAAUAAACAAAAAUAACUAUUUUAAUAGUUUACUCUUAAUUUUAUUCAAUUAAUUAUUUUUUUAAUAAUAGCCUGAUUGGUGUUUUUGAUCGUAUUCUCCGAGUAGGUGAUUAUGGAGUAAUAAAACAAAAGAAGGAUAACUUAAACUUAUAUUUUAUAAAAAGAAAUUAUUGUACCAGUAGCAUUUUGCUGAUUUAUUAACGGACGCUUAUAUAUUUUCUAUAAUAAUUGAUUGAUAGAUGUUGAAUUUCUCUUA
Molecule: messenger RNA, 2436 nt
Organism: Gossypium raimondii (Peruvian cotton)
Lineage: Eukaryota; Viridiplantae; Streptophyta; Magnoliopsida; Malvales; Malvaceae
Product: calcium-dependent protein kinase 1
Exons: 5
Coding region: 1483-1929 (148 amino acids)
Biological process (GO): intracellular signal transduction; peptidyl-serine phosphorylation; protein autophosphorylation
Cellular component (GO): cytoplasm; nucleus
Molecular function (GO): calcium/calmodulin-dependent protein kinase activity; ATP binding; calcium-dependent protein serine/threonine kinase activity
Source: RefSeq, a predicted model, not a curated record